Limulus polyphemus (Atlantic horseshoe crab) is the source of this 840-nucleotide messenger RNA. RefSeq lists its product as uncharacterized. The coding region runs from base 1 to 840 and encodes 279 amino acids. The record is from RefSeq and is a predicted model, not a curated record. The transcript has 2 exons. NCBI's taxonomy places the organism in Eukaryota, Metazoa, Arthropoda, Merostomata, Xiphosura, Limulidae.
AUGUGCACGUUGGAGCAGUUACCCAUUGAAGCUAAUCCGCUGGGCGUUGCAGCCUUAGAAGCCAAUGAAGUACGGAAUAAUCUCUCCUACAACGAACAUGCUGCUCUAAUUUCACUGAAACAUGACAAUGACAUUAUUAUUAAACAAGCUGACAAGGGCGGCGCCAUUGUCAUUCAGGACAAAUCCGACUAUAUUAACGAAGCUUAUCGACAACUUAAUGAUAUAAACUACUAUAAAAAAGUAGAUUUCGACCCCAUCCCGGAAUUUGUUGAAAUAAUUGAAGACAAGCUAUGUAGUUUACAGAAAAACCAACACAUAAGUAGUGAAUCUUUACAGUUCCUUUCACCUAAACACCCAAUUCCAGGUCGCUUUUACAUGUUACCAAAGAUACAUAAACCUAACAAUUCCGGUCGUCCUAUUAUUUACAAUUGCGGUAUGCCCACCGAGAACUUAUCUGCUUACGUUGAUCAUCACAUCAAAGAUAUCCCUCCAUGUUUGACGUCAUAUAUUAAAGACACAACCGAUUUUUUGAACAUGAUCUCUGACAUUAACAACAACGAAAAAUUACCUCCAAACACUAUUCUCUGCACCAUGGACGUUUCUUCUCUUUACACAAACAUUCCCCACGACGAAGGCCUGAAAGCUCUUGAAUCUUCCCUUUUGAAACUUGAGAAACCCAACACUCAGACUAUUGUAGACUUAGCUAAACUAGUUAUUACACUAAACGGGUUUGAAUUUAAUAAUGAAUUCUAUACUCAGACAAAAGGCACAGCUAUUGGGACCAAGAUGGCACCAAACUAUGCCAAUGUUUUCAUGGGAGACUUAGAGACGAGACUGUAG